AUGGCGUCAACGACGCCAGCGACGUGCAUUCCCAUGCCGGACGAGGGGGCAGAGCCUUCAGAUGCCACGGUUGUGGGCCCAGGCGCCGAGAGCGCCUCAGGGACCACGGCGGGAGCCACCAACGAGGAAGAGUUAGACGAGAGGUGGAAUUACAUCGCCUCCCUGGCGCUGAAGUACUGGACGCCAGCUGGCGAUCAGCAAUCGCCGCCGCAGCGUCCGCGUCAACAUCCGGGAGAGGACCACCUUCGCCGGCCCCGCUACCUCCUCGAUGAGCCCAGCAGCAGUUCCCAGGCAUUCCAAGCCUUCCCGAGAGAGAUGCCCGGCGCGUCUGUCAGCGUAGACCCGGGUUCCGCAGCCAGCGAUGCAUGGAGGAUCGCCUCUAGCAGCAGUACUGCGCAGCCCUGGGCAGGUGACUGGCGCACUUACGGAGCCCAAGGGUCAAGCCAGCCAGGUCGGCAAGGAGGGGGAUGGGACAGCUGGGGAGCCCAGUGGUCUGGCGAAGGUUGGCACGGAGGUGGCUGGAACAGCGGAGCACAGGGAGGAGGCCAAGGCUGGCAAGAAGGUGGAUGGAGCAGCGGAUCGCAGGGAGGAGGUCAAGGUUGGAACGAAGGUGGAUGGAACAGCGGAGCACAGGGAGGCGGCCAGGGUUGGCAAGAAGGGACGGAUCCCAACGGCUACCACCGUGGAUAUUGGAGCGGUGCCACAUGGCAAGGACAUUGGCAGGCAGCCUCUUGGGGAUCGAGAUCCGAUGAGAGCUACAGCGAGUCAGAGGAUUCGUCAGUUUCGUUGGGUUUCGGUUCCGUGCAUUCCUACGUGUCCUCCCCGGGCCCUCCGUGGACGGAUCAGGGCGGAGGAGGUGGCUACAGACACUCCGCUUACACGUCCUGGUAG
Molecule: messenger RNA, 891 nt
Organism: Symbiodinium sp. CCMP2456
Lineage: Eukaryota; Dinophyceae; Suessiales; Symbiodiniaceae
Source: the annotation of a GenBank genome assembly